Molecule: messenger RNA, 1766 nt
Organism: Cladocopium goreaui
Lineage: Eukaryota; Dinophyceae; Suessiales; Symbiodiniaceae
Source: the annotation of a GenBank genome assembly
UCUGCUACUUUUGUCUUUUGUGGUUUAACCUAUGAAGCCAUGGACCUUCGCGACAUGUGCUUCUGCAGGUGCCUUUGACAGUUGGCAAUGGCUCAGUUCCGAAGCUCGAAUGGGAACGUUUGCCCAAGUGAGAGAAGCCCCCAGAGAUCGCCGAAAAGAUCGCGAGUUCUUGGAGCGCUCUCUGCGCUCUCUGCGCUCUCUGCGCUCUCUGCGCUCCUCGACUCUGUCGACUCCGAGUUCGAUGACUUCGGCGACUUCGGUGACUUCGGGCUGUCCGAGUUCCGCCUCUCGGCCGAGCUCCUGGACGCGGUGGACCCCGCUGGCCGCUCCGCUGCUUCUGGUCUCGCUCCCGAAGUGCAGACGUGCCAAGCUGAAGGUCUCCACCAGGAGAAUCCCAUGUGCUGCUGAGGAGGAAUCCAAAGAGUCUAUGAGUAUGGACUUUCUGCAAAAGCUCAUUCAAAAGCAGCGAUCGGCCACUGAGCUGGGAAUCUGCACCAGAGAGUGGCAUCCCGAGAUAUUUGAUGAUGUCCCGCAAGGCUAUCGAGAUGCAUUGGAGUCUGGGAUAGAUCUUGUGGACGUGCUGGCGAACAGCAGUGCUUUGCAGCUCCUAGCUGAUGCCACCAAAAGUCAGCCUCGGUUUUGCGUGCGUGUCGCACCGAAACCGACUUUGGGUCUGGGAUACGUCCUCAACAAGAAUCUGGUCAUGCAUUUGACGGUUUUGAGCCCACUUCAGCAAACCAUGAAAAGGCUCAACGUUGGAUACAUCGAGACCUUGACCAUCCACAGCGACGGCCAAGGACGGAUGCACUUUCCCUUCUGGGUUUACGAUGCGGUGGUAGAAGCCUACCAGAAAGGGCUCUGCUCCCGAAUUGGCAUCAGCCACCCCAAUGCAGACGUCAAGGCCGUGAUGCAGGCUAAGCAGGAGCUUGAGAAGCGCGGUGCAACGCUCUCUUGUGUAUUUGUGAAUCUUUCCCUUCUUGAGAGGGAGGCUCUCCAGUUGGUCAAGGAUUGUCGAGCCGAAGGACUGCAGGUUUUUGCGACAAAUGUCUUGGGACCUGAUGAGCUCGCGUCUGGCAGAUAUACUGCUGCCAAUCCAACUGGUGGUGAGAUUUCAGUGCCACGAUUCACUCUAUCUCAACUGAUGCCGCUCCGCCCCCUCCACCAAGCUUUGGAAGAUGUGGUGAAAGGGCUCAGGAUACGAGCUGAGAAGCCUGAAAUCAACACAACGCAGGUUGCGUUGCAAUGGGUCGUGAGCAAGGGGGCCAGCCCUAUGUGCGAUGUCACUACAGAAGCAAAUGCCAAGGCGGUGACUGGCUGCACAGGUGAGGACGGCAACUGGAAACUGACCCCUGAUGAAGAAGCUAUGCUGGAUGCAGCCGCCGACGAAGUUGCAAAGUCUCGUCGAAGGUGGUGAUCAGUGAUGGCCUUCGCUCCGACAAGGAAUCCAUGUGGAGGCCAGUGGAGGCUUCUCAGCAAACGCGUAGUUGCAGCGAAAGAUUUCUUGACAGGGCAGCAAACAAAUUCAUAGGGCUCAUAGGGUCAUGUGUCAUUAUGAAGCUGAGUUGAGUUGUCUGUGACUUCUUUCAUGCAUCUCUGCCAUCUCUGCCAUCUCUGCCAUCUCUGCAUAUCUCUGCACUCCCUUCGGUUGGGACUCCUGUGUUUAAGUGCUGCUCAGAAUGGUUGAAUUGCUUCAGAUGGUGAAUCUGGCGCUGCCAAAGCGCUGUCGCAUGUUGCGAGUAACAAGAGGGCCUUCGCAGCGCCGAAAA